Selaginella moellendorffii is the source of this 2838-nucleotide messenger RNA. Its product is annotated as pentatricopeptide repeat-containing protein At2g13600-like. NCBI's taxonomy places the organism in Eukaryota, Viridiplantae, Streptophyta, Lycopodiopsida, Selaginellales, Selaginellaceae. Gene Ontology annotation, biological process: RNA modification. The record is from RefSeq and is a predicted model, not a curated record. The coding region runs from base 70 to 1926 and encodes 618 amino acids. The transcript has 7 exons. Gene Ontology annotation, molecular function: RNA binding; protein binding.
UGUCGCGCUACGAGAAAUGGCUCCAAUCCAGCUGGACGGCGACGGCCGCGAGCGCGAUCUCCUCUCCGGAUGGAUGAGGCACGCCGCAUUUUCGAUUCCAUGGAUCGGCGCACCGCGGCGUCGUGGAACUGCGUCAUCGGCGGCUACGCGCGGUGCGGCCAGCCGGAGCUCGCGCUCCAGUUCUUUGGGCGGCUCCAUGCCGAGGGGUUGGAUCCAAACGGCCGGAGCUUCGUCGCGGCUCUCCAGGCGUGUUCUUCGCUGGCCGCUAGAGAAAAGGGGGUGAGAGAUUUACAGGGGAAGAUCAUCAAGCUCAGGAGCCUCAAGAGAGGCUUGGCUCUUCAUUCCCAGCUCCAGAGUGGUGGAUUCUUGGUGGACAGGUUCGUGGCCAGCGCCCUGGUGGAUUUCUAUGGAAAGUGUGGCACCGUGAGAGAAGCUCUAGAGAUUUUCCAGGCUGCCAAGUUGGGAACAAAGGACGUGGUUUUGUGGAGUGCCAUGAUCAGCGCUUGCUCGCAAGGAGGGGAAGACGAGCUAGCCUUGGAGCUCUUUGAGCUUAUGCUUUUGGAAGAUGGAGUGGAGGCGAAUGCUCGGACUCUGGUGGCCGUGCUCGACGCUUGCACGAAUCUGGGAUGGCUGGACAGGGGCGGAGAGAUUUACUCGAAGUUUGCAAGAACAGGGACAGGGAUUUCGUCCAGCGUUUUCGUCUCCAACAGUCUGAUGGAUAUGUAUGCAAAGUGGGGGAGAUUGCUGGAUUGCCGGCGAGUUUUCGACGGGAUGAUAGAGCGGGAUUCGGUCUCCUGGAAUGUUUUGAUCAUGGGAUAUGCAAAAGGUGGCGAGGCCGAGCGAGCUCUUGAGUUAUUCACGGCCAUGCAAGCGUUAGACGUGGUCGUCAGCUCCAGAACUUUGGUGGCCGUUCUCCAGGCAUGCUUGGAUAUGGCCGAGAAGGAAGAGACUCGGCUUGUGGAUGGAAGGCCCUUGAAAGUGGCGUCGCUGGAGAAGGCAUUGGCUUUUCAUUCCCGGUUUCUCGACGGGCUGGAAGAUGUUUACGCUGCAAACAACUUGAUGAGUCUCUACGCUUGGUGUGGAAGUUUGGAUGAUGCGGCUCGAGUUUUUGACAAAAUGGUGAUCAAAGACUUGGUUUCGUGGAACAUCAUGAUCGAAGCCUACACCGAGAGUGGAAACCAUGAGCUGGCCCUGCAGGAGUUUUCGAAAAUGGGACUCCAAGGACUGAAACCGGACUCGCAGACUUUUGCAUCGGUACUUAAGGCCUGUGGUGGUCUUGGAGCACUACAGGCUGGACAGGCAAUCCAUCGUCUGAUCGAAGAAGCUGGGGCCGAGAGCUCUCCGGCGGUGGCAAACUCGCUCGUAAGUUUCUACGGCAAGUGUGGUGACAUGGUGGAAUCUCGGCGAGUGUUUGAUGGGUUUCCAGACAAGGACGCAGUGUCUUGGAGUGCACUGAUCGCGGGAUACAGCCGUCAAGGGGACAGUGACGCGGUGUUUGAUCUGUUCGAGAGAAUGCAAGAGUUUGCCAAGCCGGACGCUGUGACAUUCUCUUCAGUUCUAUCGGUCUGCUGCCACUCUGGUUUGGUCGACAAGGGGAUGGAAUACUUUCACGCGAUGUGCUCGGACUAUGGACUUAGUCCGAGUGUGGAGCACGUAAUCUCCAUGGUUGAUCUACUUGGACGUGCUAAUCGGCUGGAGGAUGCGCUUGCGAUGGUGCAAAACCUGCCUGUGGAAGACGUGUGCUCCAGGAUAUGGAUGGCAUUGCUUGGGGCUUGUUUCAAGUGGAAAAAUGCGGUGAUUGGAGAGGUAGCCUUUGAUGCGCUAUCAAAGGUUGACGAUCAAGGUGGUACAGCUUAUGCUCUCAUGGCAAACAUAUACUCAGGCUCAAACAAUGAAAACCUUGAAGUGAUCGCUGGAUCUUUGUGAUGUCACUUCACGAGGAAAGAGCACAGAAAUACCAGGUGGAUACGGGCACACGAGCUCAGCACUCGCUAGACCCACUGCUUCGUCAGCUUUGCAGCAGCACUCAGGGUCUGGAAUAAGGACCUAUUGUCAAUCUGGAAGAACUCGAAAGCUCUUGAAGCCUUUGAUAAGUUUCUCAAUCUCGCUGCUGCUAGUGCUGGCUCCUAUAGCAAAAGUUAUGGAGUUCAGAAGAGGAAGCUCGGCCACUAUCUCGCAUUUAUCGCACAGAAAGUCAUCGGCAAGAGUUCCUGUGACUCCGAGCUCCCACAACCCAAUGGUGAUCCUAAGCUCAUAAAAAAUGGCGUCGCCGAGAUGUGGAAGCCAGCUCCAGAGCUGUAUCAAACAACGGAUGGUCGUCGCUUGCUGCACAAUUCAUCUUGCGGCAUCGAGAGAGGCCAAGAGAAGCCUCUUGCAAGAUGGAGCAUCCCGGACUGCAUAAGAGACGAGAGUACCUUGGAUUGGACAACAACGUCGGCUCCCUGCUCGAGUGCCGUUGCAGGAAACCUCGAGUGGAACAUUAAGUGCGCUCCAUGAGCCUCGUCAACUAUGAUCGGGAUACCAUGCUCGUGAUACACCUAUGCGAUCUCCUCCAGGGCUACACACUCCAUAAUCCAAAAUGGCCAACUCGAUGCUCUCUGCGGAGACACCAUGAGAAAUAUCCCAGAGCUCGUCAUAACAAGGAAGACCAUAGUGAGGCAUUGCUCCAGCAAGAACCAUGGCUGAGAAUGCCGAGACGUGGGCGUUCCCGGGGAGGAUCAGAACGUCUUCGGUCUUGCAGCAGCUCAUGAUCCCCGGUUGAAUUCCACACGUAGAGCAAGAACCAUAAGUACCCUUGGCAGCAUGAAAAGGAAGAGAUCAGAGUGCUCAAUUCCACUC